Actinia tenebrosa (Australian red waratah sea anemone) is the source of this 2079-nucleotide messenger RNA. RefSeq names its product mitochondrial protein C2orf69 homolog. The record is from RefSeq and is a predicted model, not a curated record. Gene Ontology annotation, molecular function: oxidoreductase activity, acting on the CH-OH group of donors, NAD or NADP as acceptor. NCBI's taxonomy places the organism in Eukaryota, Metazoa, Cnidaria, Anthozoa, Actiniaria, Actiniidae.
GACGUACUUUCCAAAGGAGGACUGGGCAUGCAUAUCCCAAGAUCCUUUGUUCUGUUUUCAAAAUGGCGAUUCCCUCGCCGAUAAGUGAUAACUUCAGUGCUAAACAGUGCAUUAAUUAAUAUAAAUGUAGCCAUCGAUAUGACUCGUGUUGCAGUGGUUACUGGAGGAAAUCGUGGAAUUGGUUUUUGUAUUGUUAAACAACUUAGCAAGCAGUUUGAUGGUGUUAUCAUACUUACAGCCAGAGACGAAAAGCAGGGAGCAGAUGCUUGUGCAAAGAUAAAAGGGGAUGGCACUGCGGAUAUAGAAAGCCACCAGUUAGAUAUCACUUCACAAGAAAACAUUGCCCAAUUAAAGGACCAUGUGAAGGAAAAGUUUGGAGGAUUAGAUGUUCUUGUAAAUAAUGCUGCCAUUCUUAUUCCUUCUUCCUCUGGAAUAUCCUAUGCUUCAAAUGCAGAGCUUUGUGUCAAAACCAAUUUCUUUGGUACUCUUGAUGUCUGUAAGGCUAUGUUUCCUCUUUUGAGGGAUCAAGCAAGGGUUGUUAAUGUUUCAUCUCUCAUGGGUUCUUUGAAGAUUGUGGACCCAUCAUUACAGAAGAAGUUUAAUUCACCAAAACUAACUGUAAAUGAGUGUGUCGCACUGAUGAACAAAUAUGUCAGUGAUGUUAAAGCUGGAAAAGCUAAAGAAAAUGGAUGGCCAGAUGAAAACUCAGUGCAAAGUCCAGCAUAUUCCAUGUCCAAGCUUGGCGUAACUGUCUUGACAACAGUAAUGGCAAAAGAGCUUGACUCUAAGAGAGGCAUUCUACUCAAUGCUGUUUGUCCAGGAUGGUGCAGAACUGACAUGGGAGGACCAAAGGCUCAAAGGUCACCAGAAACAGGUGCAAGGACCUGUGUAUAUGCCGCUCUCCUACCACCAAACCAAACAUCGCCCAAUGGACGGUUAUUACGAGAUGAGAAAAUAUGGCAGUGGAAACAACUGGUUCUUCGGAACGUGGAAGGCUACGAAGGACGACGGAAUGACUUGAUUUUCUGUGGCUCUGAGGGUCAACAACAUGUGGUGUUCUUUCCGGGCGAUAUUCAGAACUAUGCAGACGAAAUGGAUAAAAAUUGGAAGCAGUGGGACCUGGAAACCAUAGCUAAGUUGCUGGAUAAACGUUUCCCUAACAGCUUUAUUUGGGUAGUACGUCCAUCUCGUUACCACAUCAAAACUUUCUCUUGUUACAAUAACUUUGUGGAAGCGAAUUUGUUUGGUGUGCCUGACCAUAGAAACACAGAAUAUGGAGCGUUGCUGCAUCUAAAAGCCUUGAUAACUUCAGGUGUUCGACAAGUUUUAGACAUCCCAGAGAAAGAAGAAGACAUAACAUCGGAUUUUCCUAUCAUCAUCAUCGGCUUCAGCAAAGGCUGUUGUGUGUUGAAUCAAAUCAUACACGAGCUUUCAAGUGUAACCACUGGCAUAGAUGCUCGACUUAACGAUUUCGUCUCGAGGAUCAGCGCAAUGUAUUGGCUUGAUGGAGGCCACAGCGGCGAGGCCAACACUUGGAUUACAGACGAGAAAUAUCUAUACUAUCUGGCUAAGCACAUCCCCAGCAUCAGGGUUCACGUGACUCCGUAUCAGAUAAAGGACUGGACACGACCGUGGAUUGGAAAAGAGGAAAAGAUUUUUGUGGACAAACUUAAGGCACUAGGUGCCAAUGUAAAGGUUAGGGAGCAUUUUGGAGACAAGGACCCUUCGUUGUUUUAUCAUUUUAAGCUACUUGAAAGUUUCUGAAUCGCCAAUUAUGGUUAAUGCCGGACUCAUGUACUGCUCGACUAAAUGCGUUCCAGUUUCACGUCCCAGACAAUUCAGUAAGAAUUAGCGUAUAGGUGAAGAAUACAGCUGAUCGUCGAGAACAUUUAUUCCCAGGGCCGGAAUGCCUCCUCUGUAAUUAUGCUCUUGGAUUUAGAAUGAAAUACACCUCUUGUCAGGGACGCAUAUAAUUUGUAAAUGCCAAGGCGGCGAGAUCAGCACUUGGAUUACAGACGAGAAAUAUCUAUACUACCUGGCUAAAAUUGUGGAGAAACUAAAGGCCUAGCCAAGACCCUA